GGCACAGACGUAGCUAAGCUUACAUAUGGAGACGAGGACUUCUCGCUACAGACGCCAUCAGACGUCUCCCUCAUAGAUCGGUUAACAAAUCCCACGAAUCAUCGAUACAACCCCGUAUUUUUCCGCAAGAUAACACAAAAGUGCGUCUCUGUGUAAGAGUACCAUCUCCACAAGGGAUUAAGGAAGUCUUGGUCCAAAUCUAUAGAGGAUUUCGUAAUUGGAUGUUCAUGUAGUGCAGAUGGUGGCACAAUGACCUCCGGGCAGAACAUGUUGAAACUGACCGCUCUCUGUCUCAUGCUCAUGUGUCAUCGAGGUGCCGGAGAGUUCUUCAGCAUCCCUGAACGCAUCGUCCCCGGGAAGAGUGACAAGUUGACCUUGAACUGUAGUCCUCUGUCUAGCAGCCGAGGCCGGGGACCAGUGCUGGCCAUUCUCAUCCGGAAGUCGAAUGGACAGCCCGUAAACCAGCAGGGAAGUUCACAGUUCGGAGGCUAUGGCGGAGGAGAAGCAUUUGCAUCCGUGCAACCGGCCAGUCCUAGUGACCAGCAACAGGAAGGUCAACAACAACAAGGUCAACCACAACUGGGUCAGUCACAACAAGGCCAAUCUCAACUGGGUCAAUCUCAACUAGGUCAGUCACAACUAGGUCAACAGCAACUGGGUCAGCAGCAACUAGAUCAGUCAAAUCUGGGUCAGCCACCUCUCCACAGCAGGUACCACCGUAGCCGGUCACGUCACAGAAGGGCAGCCCGGGCUCACCGCUCCCCGGAGUUCCAGUACUCCUCGCUCACGGGGUCAGGGGUCACCACCGUGCCGAACGACAACAGAGUGGAGGUGAGCGGCAGCCUAACUGAGCCCCCACACCUGAGCCUGGUGCUGCACGCCCCUGGUCAAGCCGACCUGGGGGAGUACGAGUGUCAGAUGACCUACAUGGGUCAAGGUGGGAGAGUGGACAUUGUCCGACAGACACGUACUGUCACUGAGGCCAUGGAGCUCUCAGUCAAGUCUCUGGACGGCCGAGUGCACGCUGUGGAGGCUCAGAUGGAGGCGUUUGUUGGGAUCGGGAAGUCCCUCCAGGGGGAGAGUCAGAGGGAAAGGGAGAAGGUGAGCAUGCUGGAGGAGGAGGUGGCGGCCCUCAAGAAGGAGAACAAGGAGAUGAUGGACAGCUUGGCCAGUGUCAACGCAGAGGUAAAGAUCCUCAAUGACAAGAUGAAGGAGAUGACAGAACAGCAUGGGGACCUGGUCAAGAGCAAUGAGGAACAGAAGAAGAAGAAAGAGGAAGAAAGGCAUGCAAGAGACUCUGAACGUUAUGGAGAUUCAAGUUCUUCCCAUGAUCGCGGCGAACAUCACAGACCUGCAAACUAAUGUACAAGCGCUGCAAGGUUUACGUCGACUCACCGACGACCAGAUCAUGUUUCUCCUUCGUCUGGCCUCAGAAGGAAGCGUUCCUAACGCUGGUGUCGAGGAAGUGCAGGAGUCUUCAGGAGCUGUUCCUGUCAGCAGCAAUGAACCCCAACAGGAAGGGGGAGAGGAGGGGUCAGAGGUCGCGGAAAGUGACGUCAUUGCUCCAGAGGGUCCAACGUCACCUGGUCCUAGCAAUGGAGGAGGAGGAGAAGAAGAAGAGGUCCAGGAGGGUCAAAGUUCAACAACUGUGGCUAACGUUUAUGACCAACCGGAGCAAAGUGAAGGUCGCACAGAAGAGGAGAAGCCUGAAGGUCAGGCAGAUGGAGAGAGUGAAGGAGGAGGAGAAGAAGGAGGAGAUGGGAAGGACGGAGGAGUAGGGGGAGAGGAAGAGGGAGAGGAAAAAGGAGCAGAUGUCGCUGGGGAGGAGAGUGAAGCAAGUUCUUCUGAAGAAGAAGGAGAGAAAGAGGGAAACGGAGCAGAGGAGGACGAAAGGGCGACGAGGAGUGAUGCUGCAGAAAGUCAAAACGCUGAGGCAGAGAAGGCUGGAGUUGAAGCUACUAAAGCCCCCGCUAGAGACCCGCCCGGUGUGCGGAUAUGCUAUGUCUGUGGCAACAACGCCACAGGGGAAGAGUGUACCCGCUCCACCAACAAACACACACAGGCGUGUCCGGCACACCUACAGACCUGUCUCACUGACGUCAUACAGGACGGCCACCGGAGGAACAUCUUCAGGAGAUGUGGAACCAUAGAGGAGUGUAAGGCGACCAGUGCCGCCUCGGACCCUGCCUGCCUCACCGACAACUUUAUGACGGCCCACAAGAUGGAGUGUCACUUCUGCUGUACCUCCAGCCGCUGCAACGACGGCAUCAUUCCCACCAAGAACUUCUACAACAGGGGAUGAGGACGGCCUGUUGCUGUUGUUUUUCUGUAGCUGUUGUUAUUGUUGUUGUUGUUGUUGUAGUUAUUGU
Molecule: messenger RNA, 2369 nt
Organism: Aplysia californica (California sea hare)
Lineage: Eukaryota; Metazoa; Mollusca; Gastropoda; Aplysiida; Aplysiidae
Biological process (GO): activation of innate immune response
Molecular function (GO): double-stranded DNA binding; RNA binding
Source: RefSeq, a predicted model, not a curated record